GUGAUGCCCUCGGCGCCGCCAGCCGAAUCCGCUUCGCUGGCGCUGCGCCCUCGAGUGGUGGUCCUCUCUGCGGAAGGCUUCGGCGGCACUGGUGGAAGCCGCGCGACGUGGCCGGGCUUGCUAAAGCGCCAGCUGCUCCGCGCGAAGGAAGAGCCAGAAGUCACAGCAGCGGAUGUCUUAGAGCCACUUCUUCCUCUUGACAACUCCGAGGAUGAAAUCCCGGCGCUGGCAUGGGCUGCUAGGACCGUGGCAACGGCGGCCUUUGCCGAGGGCGACACGGCUCGGCUUGCACUGUUAGCACAGUGCUUGGGGGCUGCUUGCACGUGGACACCUGCACUGGGUCAGAG
Molecule: messenger RNA, 347 nt
Organism: Symbiodinium sp. CCMP2456
Lineage: Eukaryota; Dinophyceae; Suessiales; Symbiodiniaceae
Source: the annotation of a GenBank genome assembly